This is a messenger RNA of Schizosaccharomyces osmophilus, 2772 nucleotides long. RefSeq names its product diphosphoinositol pentakisphosphate kinase/InsP8 pyrophosphatase (gene asp1). The coding region runs from base 1 to 2772 and encodes 923 amino acids. Gene Ontology annotation, molecular function: diphosphoinositol pentakisphosphate kinase activity; 5-diphosphoinositol pentakisphosphate 1-kinase activity; inositol hexakisphosphate kinase activity. NCBI's taxonomy places the organism in Eukaryota, Fungi, Ascomycota, Schizosaccharomycetes, Schizosaccharomycetales, Schizosaccharomycetaceae. The transcript has a single exon. The record is from RefSeq and is a predicted model, not a curated record. Gene Ontology annotation, cellular component: cytosol. Gene Ontology annotation, biological process: inositol phosphate biosynthetic process; inositol metabolic process.
AUGUCUCAAAAAGGAGCGCCUUCUGCUGCUUCUGAGACAGAACCAUCUACUAGAACAACAUCGCCAGUCUCUUCAGGAACUUCUCAGCCUCCUAUAAAGCAUAAUGUGGUAGGUGUAUGUGCUAUGGAUGCAAAGGCACGAUCGAAACCAUGUCGUAAUAUUUUAAAUCGAAUUAUCGCCGAAGGCGAGUUUGAAGCUAUUGUUUUCGGUGACAACAUGAUUUUGGACGAAGAGGUAGAGAAUUGGCCUGCUUGUGAUUAUUUAAUUUGUUUCUAUUCCAAUGGAUUUCCUCUCGAAAAAGCAGAACGAUACGUUGAUUUAAGAAAACCGUUCUGCGUGAACGAUGUUAUAUUUCAAGAAUUGCUAUGGGAUCGCCGUCUAGUUUUGAAAAUAUUAGACUCUAUCAACGUUUCCACUCCUCCAAGAUUGAUUUGCAACCGAGAUGGUGGUCCAAGGUUACAUAAGGUCUUGGCCGAGAAAUUGAAACGAAAGUUUGGUUUUAAUUUGAAAAAGGAACCCUUACCAAAGUUGGAAAUGCUGGAUGAGGAUACACUUUGUGUCGACGGCGAAAUACUGAAAAAACCUUUUGUGGAAAAACCUACCUAUGGUGAAGACCACAACAUCUAUAUCUAUUUUCCCAAAUCUGCCGGUGGUGGUGGCCGGAAACUAUUUCGUAAAAUUGCAAACAAGUCUUCUGAUUAUGAUCCCGAUCUUUGCUUUCCUCGCACGGACGGAUCAUAUAUAUAUGAACAAUUCAUGAAUGUCGACAAUGCAGAGGAUGUUAAAAUAUACACAGUAGGUUCGCAUUAUAGGCAUGCUGAAACAAGGAAAUCACCCGUCGUCGAUGGCAUUGUGAGACGUAAUCCUCACGGGAAAGAAAUUCGUUUUAUUACCAAUCUGUCUGAGGGGGAAAAAACAAUGGCUUCAAAGAUAUCGAUCGCUUUCGAACAGCCUGUUUGCGGUUUCGACCUACUAAGGGUGUCGGGGAGAUCCUAUGUGAUUGAUGUAAAUGGCUGGUCAUUUGUAAAAGAUAACAACGAUUAUUAUGACAACGCCGCUCGUAUUUUAAAACAAAUGUUUCAUGUUGCUGAACGCCAUAGAAGGAACCGUGUUCCCUCCGUUCAAGAAGUGCUCAAUCCCCCUCCCAGGGAAAGUGAAGCUUGGAGACUGAAAAGUCUGGUUGUAGUACUUCGUCAUGCUGACCGUACUCCAAAACAAAAGUUUAAAUUUUCAUUCAGUUCUGAGCCUUUUGCUAAAUUGCUUCAAGGUCACACCGAAGAAGUUAUAUUGCGCCAUGAGCAGUUGAAUAGCGUUUUGGCCGCUACAAACAUAGCAUCAGAGUUGAAAUGCGAAGAUUUGAGCAAACUUAAGCAGCUUAGACUUGCUUUGGACACCAAGAAAAAUUUGCCUGGUACUAAAGUUCAACUCAAACCAGCGUACUCCUCAGAAGGAAAGCUUACAAAGCUACAGCUUAUCAUCAAAUGGGGUGGUGAAUUUACUCACUCAGCACGAUACCAAUCCAAGGAUCUAGGUGAGCAAUUCCGUAAAGAUUUGUAUAUAAUGAAUCGUGAUUGUCUAAAAGAUGUUGAAAUUUUUACCUCAUCUGAACGACGUGUUUCAACUUCUGCUGAAAUUUUUGCAAUGGCCUUUUUAGAGCAAGAAACGAUAGCAAAUAACUUGCUUAAGGUUAGAAAAGAUCUUUUGGAUGACUCAAAUGCUGCUAAAGAUACAAUGGAUAAGGUUAAGAAACACUUGAAGUCUCUAUUGAGAGUUAGUGAUACAGCAAGAAAAGAAUUUACAUGGCCAGAAAACAUGCCCAAACCUUGUGAAGUUAUGCAGCAGGUAGUUCAAUUGAUGAAGUAUCAUCGGGUCAUUCUACGCGAGAAUUUUAUCAUACUAGGACCUGGAGUUGAGCAAGUACAAUCUCGCUGGUGCUGCAGUGAAAACCCUGCUUUGUUUAGGGAGCGAUGGGAAAAGCUUUUUAAUGAGUUUUGUGAUUCUGAGAAAGCUGACCCUUCUAAGGUAUCUGAACUUUAUGAUACCCUUAAAUAUGAUGCAUUGCACAAUCGUCAGUUUUUGGAAAGAAUUUUUACUCCAUAUCAAUAUUUAAGGCUCCCUCAGGAUCCUGGUUUAACAACUAGAGAUUCUUUUAGUUCUUUAAAUGAUUCCGGCAAUAACGGGAUUUCAAACAUGAGCAAAUCCGCAAGAAAGACGGAACGACCACUAGAGAAGUUAUAUGAAUUGUAUGAUCUUGCUAAAGUUCUGUUCGAUUUUGUUUCUCCUCAGGAGUAUGGUAUAGAACAAGAAGAAAAGCUUGAAAUUGGUUUAUUGACAAGUGUACCCCUUCUACGACAAAUUUUGGAUGAUAUUAAAUUAGCCAGAGAUUCUGAUCACGCGUCAACGAGGAUGUACUUUACGAAAGAGUCGCAUAUUUAUACAUUGUUAAAUUGCAUUCUUGAGUCCGGGUUACCUAUGAAGAUGCCCCGAAAUCAGAUUCCUGAAUUGGACUACCUUACACAGAUCUGCUUUGAGUUGUUUGAACGUACAAAUCCUUCUGGAAACAAAGAGUUUUCAGUAAGGAUAACACUUUCUCAAGGAUGUUACGCCCAAUGUCCUUUAGAUAUGAAAUUAGAUGCCAAGCAUUGCAUUAGCGUCGCACCUAGGCGAUCUUUAACAAGGCAUUUAGACCUCCAAAACUUUGUGAAGAGUAUUGAAGAUCGGUGUAAUUCUGUGCAUCUACCGAAACGUUUCAUUCCCGUAAACAUAAACUAA